This is a messenger RNA of Trifolium pratense (red clover), 1415 nucleotides long. Its product is annotated as GDSL esterase/lipase At5g03610-like. The transcript is spliced from 4 exons. NCBI's taxonomy places the organism in Eukaryota, Viridiplantae, Streptophyta, Magnoliopsida, Fabales, Fabaceae. Bases 174 to 1220 code for a protein of 348 amino acids. Gene Ontology annotation, molecular function: hydrolase activity, acting on ester bonds. The record is from RefSeq and is a predicted model, not a curated record.
AUGGUCAAUUGCAUAAUGGCUUAGUGUGGUGGCCACUUUAGGUCAAUCAUCAUAGCUACAAACAAGGAUUAAAUAAAACGCAUAUAAUAUAAAUCCAUUCACAUCACAAACCAAGCCUCACUUCUUCAAUCUCUCUCAAAGCUACAUUGCUAACUUUUUUCACUUUCAUCAUCAUGGAUUUCUUUCCCUUUCUACUCUCUCUAAUUUUCCUUAUGUUACAUCUCUCAGGACAAAGGGUGGUAGAAGCUGAAACUGAUCAUAAUAUAACAAAAUUAUUUGUUUUUGGAGAUUCAUAUGCUGACACAGGAAAUAUCAAAAGAGGUUUGGCCAGUUCUUGGAAACAUCCUUAUGGUGUCACCUUUCCCGGCAAACCUGCCGGCCGUUUCUCCGACGGCAGAGUCCUCACCGACUACAUUGCCCAGUAUUUGAAAAUGAAAUCACCAAUCUCAUACAGAGUGAGAAAAUAUGCUAUGCCACACCAUUUGAAAUAUGGAAUGAACUUUGCAUUUGGUGGUACUGGUGUGUUUGAAACGUUGAAUCCAGGCCCAAACAUGACCACCCAGAUUGAUUUUUUUGAAGGAGCCCUAAAAGACAAAUUGUACACAACUGAAGAUAUCAAUAAUUCAGUUGCUCUUGUCUCUGUCGCUGGUAAUGACUACACUCGUUACACAGUAAAAAAUGGCUCUAUUCAGGGUUUACCAUCAUUCAUAGAAUCACUGAUUAAUCAAACAAUCACAAAUAUAAUUCGCAUCAAAGGAUUAGGAGUGAAGAAAGUGAUUAUAUCUAAUCUACAACCAGUUGGAUGUCUACCUUCAACGACAGCUUCAAACUCAUUCAAACAAUGUAAUGAAACAUCAAACAAUCUCCUAGCACUUUACCAUAACACACUCUUAACUCAAGCAGUGACCAAAUUAAACCAACAAACAAAAGAUCAUAAUUCGUCGCCCUUUUUAGUUCUUAAUCUUUACGAUAGUUUUAUGUCGGUGUUGAAUCAUCCAUCUACACAUAACAUUAAGGAUAAGUUGAAGCCAUGUUGUGUUGGAGUUAGUAAUGAGUAUUCAUGUGGAAGUGUUGAUGAGAAUAAUGUUAAGAAAUAUUUGGUUUGUGAGAAACCAAAAUCUGCUUUCUUUUGGGAUUUGGUUCAUCCUACUGAGGCAGGGUGGCAUGCUGUGUAUAACAAGCUACGAGUCAUGAAUGUUCUUCAACAGAUUCAUUAUUAGUUACUAUAAUUAAGAUUGGUUCUUGUUGCUAGAUUUCUUUGUAUUGAAUAAUAUAUAUAAUGUAUGUUCACAUUUUGUUUGUUAAAUUCAUUGAUUUUUAAAUUGUGUUUUGUUUGUAAUAAUUUUUUACGGCUUAGGAUCGCUCCUUUCAAGAGAAUUGUGUCCAUAUAAAUAAAAUUGACAAUCCUUAUUACA